AUGAUCUCCUUUUUUUUUCUUCUAUUUUCAAUUACCGUCCUCGCCGCCGUAGCCGCUUCCUCCUCCGGUAAUUCAGUCUCCACCUCGAUCCUAACCUCUUCUAUGGCUCUCACUUUGCAUCCCUCUCCCUUUCCGAUCUCACUUCCUUCCUCUACUCAAACUCCGUCUCUCCCCUUAUUCUUCCGCCACCAUCACACGAUCCCUCCGACUUACUCUUCGUGGAUCUCGUCAAAUCUCUCCCCUUACUCCGAAUUAUAUACAUUUCUGUCUGAAACUCUGAACUUCGCUCUCUUUACUAUAACUAGUAAUGUUUUGGAGUUGUGUGUUUACGAUAAAAGUUUUGGAAUUUCGCAAUUCGGUGAGAAAGGAUUGUUUGCGGCUGUGGAUGACAUCUUCUGCGUCUUCCGAGGACACAUCGAGAACCUUCCCUUCCUGAGGCAGCUGUAUGGAUUGAGCAAAGUCACAAACGAGGCCAUCAUGGUCAUUGAGGCUUACAGGACUUUACGUGACCGUGGCCCUUACCCUGUUGACAAAGUCGUCAAAGAUUUCCAUGGCAACUUUGCCUUUAUCCUCUUUGAUGGCACCAAAAACCGUCUUUGCUGCUGCUGUAACAACUCUACCUAUUCUUGUCCCAUCUGGGUGUUUUGA
Eruca vesicaria subsp. sativa (arugula) is the source of this 648-nucleotide messenger RNA. The record is from the annotation of a GenBank genome assembly. Lineage: Eukaryota; Viridiplantae; Streptophyta; Magnoliopsida; Brassicales; Brassicaceae.